Messenger RNA from Asparagus officinalis (garden asparagus), 495 nucleotides. RefSeq lists its product as uncharacterized. Lineage: Eukaryota; Viridiplantae; Streptophyta; Magnoliopsida; Asparagales; Asparagaceae. The record is from RefSeq and is a predicted model, not a curated record. The transcript has 5 exons. Bases 1 to 495 code for a protein of 164 amino acids.
AUGUGCGACGCCAUUCGUGACGAUUCCAUGGAUGUCGAUACGAACCUUGAUACUGAGCAGGUUAAUAGCGUUGAGCCCGCCAUUCCAUGUUCAGAUCACUUGAAGAAUCCAAGCAUGGAUAUUGGGGAAAAAGAAUCUUCUGUUCCUGCUGCAGAUGUCGUAUCAGAGAGGCCUGUUGAGGAUGAGGCUUUUCAUGAUGUAGGUCUCGAGAAACAGGAGUAUGUCUCUGCAUCAAAUUUUUCGGGACCCGACAUUGGAUUAUUAGUCGACAUGUUGGCUGAACAGGCUACCAGAGAAACUGUGGGACCACCCUUUGAGAGUGAUUCAUUCACAGUACCAGUCAUUGGGACUGAUCCAGUAUUGAUUCCCGGCGUAUCUAGCUUACCUCGGAGUGACGGACUUGCAGUACCAGCCAUUGGGACUGAUCCAGUAUCGAUUCCCGGCGUAUCUAGCUUACCUCGGAGUGACGGACUUGCAGGUACGCACACGAUCUAG